UCACCUUUUCGAUCAUCAAUUAUUGGUGUUUUUUCGACACUCUUUCUGCAGCACGGCCUUUUCUUACAGAGAUGCAUGCCCAACUAGAAAAAUGGUUGAUCGCCGUAUAUGUGAUUGCAACAAUGUUUGUGUCAAAUUCGAGUUGCUAUAAUAAUAAUAAUAAUAAUAAUAAUAAUGCAGGUCAUGAUGAUCAAGUUAAGCCCCACCAUACUGUUCCAUGUUUCUUCAUAUUCGGGGAUUCAUUGGUAGACAACGGAAAUAAUAACAGAAUGGUGUCCAUGGCUAGAGCAGAUUACUUGCCUUAUGGCAUUGAUUUCCAAAGUGGCCCCACCGGAAGGUUUUCCAAUGGCAAAACCGUCGUAGAUGCUAUCACUGAGCUUUUAGGCCUUGAUGAUUACAUCCAACCCUUUGCAAACAGUAGCGGGCGUGACUUCCUUAGAGGCGUAAAUUAUGCCUCAGCAGCCGCAGGAAUCAGGGACGAAACUGGCCAACAAUUGGGUGCUCGCAUUAGCUUUGGGGGACAAGUAAAUAAUUAUGUAUCUACGGUUUCUGAAGUGGUACGUAUACUUGGAAGCGUAGAUGCGGCUUCAAACCAUCUCAAACAAUGCAUAUUUUCGGUCGGGAUGGGAAGCAACGACUACUUGAAUAAUUACUUCAUGCCCGAUUACUAUGACACUAAUCGCAAAUACUCCAUCAAACAGUAUGCCGAUUCUCUCAUCCAUCAAUACGCUAAGCAAAUCAGAAUAUUGUACAACUACGGAGCAAGGAAGUUUGUUUUCAAUGGGAUUGGGCAGAUUGGGUGCAGCCCGAACGCAUUGGCACUGCACAGCCAAGACGGAUUCACGUGCGUUGCUAAGAUCAACUCGGCUAAUCAAAUGUUUAACCGACGGUUAAUAUCUCUAGUUGACAACCUUAACAAGAACUUACCCGAUGCUAAAUUCACCUAUAUCAACACUUAUGGCAUUUUCCAGGACCUGAUUGACCAUCCUCAAAAAUAUGGAUUUAAGGUGACAAAUCGAGGGUGCUGUGGAGUAGGGAGAAACAAUGGCCAAAUUACAUGCCUUCCAUUUCAAACACCUUGUGUAAAUCGAAAUGAAUAUCUUUUUUGGGAUGCUUUCCAUCCAUCGGAAGCUGCGGCUAUGAUUGUUGCUUCCAGAUCUUAUAACGCUAAGUCGUCCUCCGAUGUCUACCCAUUCGAUAUUCGACGUUUGGCUCAGCUAUAUACUAAUUAUUAAAUUUCAUUUCUUACUCGAUCUCCAUCGGUCGUUAUCAUAGCAAUGCAAGGAACUUCAUCAUCAUUUUAUGAUUGCAAUGCAGGGAUAUAUAGUUAAAGUUAAGAAAUAAGAUACCAAAAUGUGAAUUAAUCCUUAGGAUCCAAAUCUAAUUGAAAGCCUAGCUACAUAAAAAUGUAUUAUUUGUUGUACGGUUAACUUUGUUUGCUAAAAUAAUAUAAAGGAUUUAUUACUAAUC
Erigeron canadensis is the source of this 1470-nucleotide messenger RNA. Its product is annotated as GDSL esterase/lipase At4g18970-like. The coding region runs from base 72 to 1235 and encodes 387 amino acids. The record is from RefSeq and is a predicted model, not a curated record. The transcript has 5 exons. NCBI's taxonomy places the organism in Eukaryota, Viridiplantae, Streptophyta, Magnoliopsida, Asterales, Asteraceae. Gene Ontology annotation, molecular function: hydrolase activity, acting on ester bonds.